Molecule: messenger RNA, 37179 nt
Organism: Coregonus sp. 'balchen'
Lineage: Eukaryota; Metazoa; Chordata; Actinopteri; Salmoniformes; Salmonidae
Source: the annotation of a GenBank genome assembly
CAAAUAAAAGCAGCUGAAAAUCACGUGACGUGGAACCAACAUGGCGACUGUGCUGAGGUAGCAUCCUCAACGAACUCGGUGACUAGACAGACACCGAUAGCCUUUCUCUCGCCUGCAUCUACGCAGUGCCCGGCCGAAGAUGACGGCCUGAGAGAGCAGAAGUUAUAUCAAGAGAUGCAACAGCAACGUCUUGCUCAACAACAACAGAAGCAGGCAGAAAGCGCAAAAACCAAGAGCAUGUUUCUGUCUAGGGCGCUGGAAAAAAUCCUCUCCGAUAAGGAGGUGAAGCGGAUCCAGCACAGCCAGCUGCGUAAAGCUUGUCAAGUGGCACUUGGUACGUGAGUUUUAUUUUUAUUCUUGGACAGUGCACACAUAGGCAUGUUUUGUUUCUUCAAUGUAAUGUUUUAGGUAACCCUUUGCGUGCUAACUAACACAGUACUGGGUUAUCUCAUUUCGUAAUGGCCUCCUGACUGUCAAGCUAGCUACUCUAGCUUGCUAGCCAGUUUGGUAUAACGUUAGAUAGCUUGCACGCUAACAACACAACGCAGGUAAUGUUCAACGCUUCAGACUUUGAACGCCGGCUGAUUAUAGUGGGGUCUUGGCAUAGGUCUGACUGCAUGGGAACGCUUGGAUCUGAGUCCUAUCUCUUAAGAUUGCAAAAUCAUCACUGUCAACUUUAACAGCUGGCUGGCUAACUAGUUAACGUGAUACCUUCCCAUUGGACCAGUCAUUGUACAGUACGUAGCAUUGUCACCUAACCGGAGCGGCACCUGUUUAUUGAACUGGGAACUUAUGCCGCGUUCAGAUACUGUUCGGAACUAGGAAACUCGGAAAUGCUCGAUUUGUGGAUUCGUUGAACGCGGCACGUGUAGCUAUGUACAACCAGUUAGCAAGUCGGAAAUGUCAGUUUCCUAGUUCCGACUAGCACGUGAACGCGGCAUUAACUCAGGGUACUCUUGACAUCAGUUCUUUUCCAUUGAGCAGUGGAGGGAUAGUUUUACACACCACGCAUUCUUGUGUUUGUUGAGAGAGAAAUCCUGUAACCUUGUCUUUGAUAAUCUGAAUAGGAGACAUUCCAGCUGUAUACAUUUUACUGUAAAUUAAGGAUAAUGUGUAAGUGAAAUGUUACUGUAAAUGAAUGGUCAUUAUUACUGCUAGUUUAGUAUGACAUACAGCGUAGUCCCUGCCCAUCUUACGAAAAUGUCUGAAACUCUACCUCUUUAAAGAGUAUCUUAGAGAAAUACCAUGGCGGGGACUUCUAGCUUGAUCAGGGGCAAUCAAUUACUAUUUGAGAAGGUAUAGACACACACAUGUCCUAUGUGGUAAAGGUCAGAAUGGAUAAUGUCAAGUAAUGAUAGAUUCCAGUCAAGUCAUUGUCACAGCCAGGUAACCCUGUACUGAAGUAGUACCAUAUUCAUCUGGUGGGUAAAUGUUGGCCUUGCUCCUUUCAAAUAAAUUAAUCUCUCCAUAUUGACAUUGCCCAGCCCACUCAUAGACUCUCAUAUUCAGCACACUGUACACUAAACCGUUUACUUAGGCUCUAUUCAUUGCAUACUUUUCUCAUUGGCACAGAUGGUGGGGGGAGAACCUCCCUGCCUGGCUAUAGCCCAAAUUCUUUAACGAAGCCCAUCCAUUAUCAUAAUCAGAUAACAUGUUAUAAUGGAGUGAUUCUGUACAAAACCCGGACAAAAUCCCCCAAAUCAUUGUAUUUUUUUUGUCUUGGUUUCAUAUGGAAUCACUCCAUGAGCAUGCCUCAAUGGAUCCUCAUCCUCUGACUAAUAUUAGCCACCCUUUUUCACAAACUGUGAGUGGCCAAUGGACUGUGGUUCCCCCUAGUUUGAGUAUAUGCACACAUAUGCCAUUGAGAAAUGAAAUGACCUAGACACUGGCACCAUAGUUAGUUUAUUUGCUGUUUACUGCACUGUGAUGUAUCCUAGAUCGGUGGUUCCCAAACUGUGGGUCGGCGGGGGUCCCCCCCCCCCCCCCCCCCCCAAAAAAAAACCCGGAACUCAGUCCUGCUUUAAACAUUCUCUUGAAAGUUGUAAUAGUAGAAUGCACAAGGUGCAAUUUAGAAAUUGGGUAGUGCGUCAUCAGUUCCUCUUGUCAUGUUAGUCAUUGCAUACCUUAGAGAGCUUUAAAACUUGUCAGAAAUGUCCAGAUCAACUAGCCUAUGUCAGCUAAUGUUUUUUUAGCCAAUAGAUAUUGUUGGAUUUUUGUGUCACUCAAAUAUGACACGAAUACACAUUAGACAUGGCAAAUGGAUAGAAUUGCAAGAAAAAUAGCUUUAAAACAAACUGCAAUAUUUUCUUUGCACCCCAUGACAAAAUGUGUAGAAUUGCUGAAAGGGGGGCCCCCAAGUGGAAAAAGUUUGGGAACCCCUGACCUAGAUUAUGAAAUGUAGACUAUUGCACAAGUUGUAUUUGCUGUUAUAUUGUUAAGGGGAGAUAUGAUGAGCAACUAGAGAUGUCCAGUGGUGCCAUAAUGCUGCUUCCACAGCUAAUGGUUUGUUUAUGGAUCCCAGAUGAGCCUUGGGAGAUUCUUUCUCUUCCUUUUCUGAGUCGGCAGUUUUCAUAUUUACAAUACAACUUUAUACAACACCACUUUAAUGUCCAUCGUUGCAGCGAACAAUGGGAAUUCUGUCUUCUGCGCUCUUCAUUUCUCAACCCCCCCCCCCCCCCCCCCCGCCCAGAUAGCACACGUCAAUCAGACACACAGUUGAGAGGAGCACAAGGCCAAGCUGCAGUUGAGAGACUACAACUGCUGUAAGCUAUAUCCUCAGAGAGUGUACGCUAUGCUCCCUGUUCUACCUCGUGCCUGCCUUGAGAACAACUUUGGGUCUUGUGUGUCAGCAGUUGCCAAGCAUCUCAGCAUGUGAAGUUCUGGGAUGCAACAGGCCAACUUGGUCACAUCACGUCUGGCCUUGUAUGUAUGCACCAUUGCUAAUGCUUAGACCUACUAGGCUAGAUAAGGAAAAUUGUGACUUCCAGUGAGUGGUGCAUUUGGGCCUGUUCCGAAAGAGCUGCUUUGAACGCAGGACCUUUGGUCACAGCUUUGGACAGAGCAAUGUUAAGGCGAUUUAAGAUUGUCUCUGGUCAUUAGCAAGAGGUUUAUGGGUUUUGCGGUAGUGUGAUUUUAAAUUAGCCAAACACCAUAAUAUCAAUUGUUUGAUGACUGCAGUCCAUUUUUUAUUUGUUUUUGCUAAUGCUAACUGUAUUAAUGGUAUGUUGAUACUGGUAUUUUUAUGUUGGUGAAAUGAAUUAUGAGUUAUGCCUACAAAACAGAAGAAACACUCAUCAGGUCUAAAGGUCUAAAAGUUCAGACGUCAUUUAUCUUGUUCCCUUUGUUUUCACAGAUGAAAUCAAAAUCGAGCUUGAGAAGCAAAAGUAAGUUCAAACCCCUUUCUCUCCGAAAGUAUUUGCAACUCAUGGACAGGUGAUUGGUGAUGCACCUAUCAAAGGGAUACUGCGACAUUUUAGCAAUAUGUGUCUGCGUUUAGUUUGCAGGAAGUUGAAGAUAGUUUCUGGAACCAUUGCUAUCUAGCGUUAGCGCAACGACCAGAAGGCUACGGGAACAACUAUCGCGCUCUAUCCCUUUUAAGCAGUCACCGCUGUUAUUAGUGGUUAUUAAGCUUGUUGUUCUGAGGCCUGCAUGUCAUCAAGACCUUGUCCUGUGGCUCCUUUAUACAGAGAUGGCACAGUGGUCCUGCCCCGAGCAAACUACAUUGAAGCUGACAAAUAUGUGCUACCUUUUGAGCUCGCCUGUCAAUCAAAGUCCCCACGCAUUGUCAGCACAUCGUUGGACUGCCUACAGGUACGCAAGUUUACACAUCAAAGGACUUUAAACACACCAACACCCAUAUGUAUUACAAAUCAAAUGUUAUGUGUCACAUGCGCCGAAUACAACAGCUGUAGACCGUAAGGAAGCAUUUCACUGUAAGGUCUACACCUGUUGUAUUUGGCGAAUGUGACAAAUACAAUUUGAUUUGAUUUAUGGGAUGGAGGUAAUUGGCCCUACUCAAUCAACCACACUAUUCUAUUAUAUACAAGACACUGUCUCUGUCGUACUGUCUCUGUCGUACUGUCUCUGUCGUACUGUCCUACUGUCUCUGUCGUACUGUCUCUGUCGUACUGUCUCUGUCGUACUGUCUCUGUCGUACUGUCGUACUGUCUCCGUCGUACUGUCUCCGUCGUACUGUCUCUGUCGUACUGUCCUACUGUCUCUGUCCUACUGUCUCUGUCCUACUGUCUCUGUCGUACUGUCCUACUGUCUCUGUCCUACUGUCUCUGUCGUACUGUCCUACUGUCUCUGUCCUACUGUCUCUGUCCUACUGUCCUACUGUCUCUGUCCUACUGUCCUACUGUCUCUGUCUCUGUCCCCUUUUUUGUCCCGUCGUACGUCUCUGUCGAUUUUUACGCUCCCGGUACGCUCCGUCUCGUUCGUCGUAUGUGUACUGUCUCCGUCGUAGUCUCCUCUACUGUCUCUGUCUCUGUCGCUGUCUCUUCCACUGUCUCUGUCCCCUUCUUGUCGUACUUCUCUGCCUACGGCUCUGUCUACGUCCGUCCUAAAUGUCUUGUCCUACGGUCUCUGUCGUACUGUCUCUGUCCUACUGUCUCUGUCCUACUUCCCCUUUUAUGUUCCCCGUCCUACGUCUCUGUCCUACUGUCUCGUGUAAGCCUGUCCCUACUGUCUCUGUCCUACUGUCUCUUUUUCGUCGUACUGCUCGUCCUACGGGCUUGUCUUGUCCUACUGAACUACGUCUCUGUCGUAAUGUCUCGUCCUACUCUCUGCUACGUCUCUGUCCUACGUCUCUGCUCGUCCCACGGGCUCUGUCGACUGUCCCCUUUUUGUACUGAACUACUUCUCUGUCGUAAUGUCUCUGUCCACUGUCCUGUCUCUGUCCUAGGUCCCCUUUCUCUGUCUCUGUCCCACGGGAAAUAUGCCUGCCUCUGUCUUGCGUACAGUCUCUGUCCCCACGAACUACUCUUUUGUCCUACUGGGCUCUGUCGCUUCCAUGUCUCUGCCCCCUGUUUUUGUCCUACUAUCUUGUCGUACUUCUUGUCCUACUGUCUCUGCUCUGUCCCUAUCUCUGUCCCACUGUCUCUGUCGUAAUGUCUCUUCGUAAUGUCUCUGCGUAAUUCUCUGUCUAAUGUCUCUGCGUACUGUCCUGUCCUAUGUCUCGUCGAAUGUCUCUUGUAUAUCUCUGUCCCACUGUCUCUGCUAAUGUCUCUGUCUACUGUUAGGGCCUGCCUACUGCUCUGUCCCCAUGUCUCUGUUGUACGUCCGUCUUGUCCCACUUCCGAUGCUGUCGUAUUUUUUGACUGUUUGUCCUACUGUCUCUGUCCUACGUCCCAUCUUGCCUACGUCUCUGUUGUCUGUCCUAGUCUUCCACUGUCUCGUUUUUACUGUCCACUGUCUACGUCUCUGUCCUACUGUCUCUGGACUUCUCUGUGUCUGUCUUUCCACUGUCCUGUCCUACUGAAAAUACUGUCUGUCGACGUCUCGUUUAAGUCCUACUGUCCUGCGACGUCCUACUGUCCUUGUCCUACUGUCCUCUUCCCCCGUCGUACGUCCCACUGUUUAUGCCUACUGGGCGUACUGUCCUAAUGUCUCGUCGUACGUCCUGUCGUACUGUCUCGUUACUGUCUCUUCCUACGAACUACUGCUGUCCCCCCGUAUGUCCUCCCUUCUCUGGUGUAUGUCCUCUGUCUCUGUCGUACUUCCUACUGUCUUGUCUACUUUCCUAUGUCCUACGUCUCUGUCCUCCCCGUCUCUACCCCACUGAAAUGCUGUCUCUGUCCUACGUCGUGUCUUUUUUGAUUCUCUGUCCUACUGUCUCUGUCGUAUGUCCAAAGUCCCCUGUUUUUACUGUCUCUGUUGUCUGUCUUACUGUCUCUGUCGACUGUCCAACUGCCCCUGUCCCACUGUCUCUGUUGUACUGUCCUCUGUCCCUGUCUCUGUCCACUGUCUCGUCUACUUCCUCUGUCUCUGUCAUACGUCCUACUGUCUCUGUCGUCUGUUCCCCACGUUCCUGUCCGACUGUCUCUGUCGUUCGUCCCCUGUUCCCCGGGCGUUGCGUACUGUCCCCUUUUCGUACGUCUACUGUCUCUGUCCUACUGUCUCUGUCAUACUGUCCUACUGUCUCUGUCGUACUGUCCUACUGUCUCUGUCCGACUGUCUCUGUCGUUCUGUCCCACUGUCUCUGUUGUACUGUCCUACCGUCUCUGUCCUACUGUCCUACCGUCUCUGUCCAACUGUCUCUGUCGUACUGUCCUACUGUCUCUGUCCUACUGUCUCUGUCCAACUUUCUCUAUCGUGCUGUCCUACUGUCUCUGUCGUACUGUCCUACUGUCUCUGUCCGACUGUCUCUGUCGUUCUGUCCCACUGUCUCUGUCGUACUGUCGUACUGUCUCUGUCGUACUGUCCUACUGUCUCUGUCCUACUGUCUCUGUCAUACUGUCCUACUGUCUCUGUCGUACUGUCCUACUGUCUCUGUCCGACUGUCUCUGUCGUUCUGUCCCACUGUCUCUGUUGUACUGUCCUACCGUCUCUGUCCUACUGUCCUACCGUCUCUGUCCAACUGUCUCUGUCGUACUGUCCUACUGUCUCUGUCCUACUGUCUCUGUCCAACUUUCUCUAUCGUGCUGUCCUACUGUCUCUGUCCUACUUUCUCUGUCCUACUGUCUCUUGUACUGUCCAACUGUCUCUGUCCGACUGUCUUACUAUCCUACUAUCUUACUGUCCUUCUAUCUUACAAGGAUGGGAAACAGUGUUUAAACCCUUUACAAUGAAGAUCUGUGAAGUUAUUUGGAUUUCUACUAAUUAUAUUUGAAAGACAGGUUCCUGAAAAAGGACGUUUCUUUUUUUUUGCUGAGUUUAGUUCUAUACUGUAUAUCCUAUUGUGUACAUAUUGGUCAUAUUUUUAUGUGACUUCUUGAUUUAUUAUAGAUGUCGAUUAUUGUACUGCAAUGUUGAGGGAGCUAGCACACAAGCAUUUCACUUCACCUUUUAUACAUGCUGUGAACUGUGUACGUGUCUAACAUUUGAUUCGAUAUUUACUUGUAAAUGCCACAUGUUGGAGGACUUAAAAUGUUACUACACUUGUUGUGUGCCUCAGAAAUGUGCUCCUAAAUGCCACAGAUGCAUACUCUCUCCACAACAUCUCCUCUCCCCCUUGGCAGAAGCUCAUUGCGUAUGGCCACAUCACAGGGAACGCCCCUGACAGUAGUGCUCCAGGGAAGAGGCUCAUCGACCGGCUGGUGGAGACCAUUUGUAACUGCUUCCAGGGCCCACAGACAGACGAGGGGGUGCAGCUGCAGAUCAUCAAGGUCUGGCAGGGAUCCCAUCCAUCUUAAACAUCUCCUUUUAUGUAUAGCUACAUAUUUAUAUAGAUAUAGUACCAGUCAAAAGUUUGGACACACCUACUCAUUCAAGGUUUUUUCUUUAUUUUCACUAUUUUCUAAUAAUAAUAAUAUGCCAUUUAGCAGACGCUUUUAUCCAAAGCGACUUACAGUCAUGCGUGCAUAAAUUUUUGUGUAUGGGUGGUCCCGGGGAUCGAACCCACUACCUUGGCGUUAUAAGCGCCGUGCUCUACCAGCUGAGCUACAGAGGACCACAUUGUAGAAUAACAGUGAGGACAUCAACACUAUGAAAUAACACAUGGAAGUAACCAAAAAAGUGUUAAAUCAAAAUAUAUUUUAUAUUUCAGAUUUUCCAAAUUAGCCACCAUUUGCCUUGGUGACAGCUUUGUACACUGUUGGCAUUCUCUCAACCAGCUUCAUGAGGUAGUCACCUGGAAUGCAUUUCAAUUAACAAGUGUGCCUUGUUAAUUUGUGGAAUUUCUUUCCUUCUUAAUGCGUUCGAGGCAAUCAGUUGGAGGUAUACAGAAGAUAUCCCUAUUUGGUAAAAGACCAAGUCCAUAUUAUGGCAAGAACAGCUCAAAUAAGCAAAGAGAAAUGACAGUCCAUCAUUUCUUUUAAGACAUGAAGGUCAGUCAAUACGGAAAAUGUUAAGAACUUUGAAAGUUUCUUCAAGUGCAGUCGCAAGAACCAUCAAGAGCUAUGAUGAAACUGUCUCUCAUGAGGACCGCCACAGGAAUGGAAGACCCAGAGUUACCUCUGCUGCAGAGGAUACGUUCAUUAGAGUUACCAGCCUCAGAAAUUGCAGCCCAAAUAAAUGCUUCACAGAGUUCAAGUCACAGACACAUCUCAACAUCAACUGUUCAGAGGGGACUGUGUGAAUCAGGCCUUCAUGGUCAAAUUGCUGCAAAGAAACCACAACUAAAGGACACCAAUAAGAAGAAGAGACCUGCUUGGGCCAAGAAACACGAGAAAUGGACAUUAGAACGUUGGAAAUCUGUCCUUUUGGUCUGAUGAGUCCAAAUUUGAGAUUUUUGGUUCCAACCGCCGUGUCUUUGUGAGACGCGGUGUGGGUGAACGGAUGAUCUCUGCAUGUGUAGUUCCCACCGUGAAGCAUGGAGGAGGAGGUGUGAUGGUGUGGGGGUGCUUUGCUGGUGAGACUCUGUGAUUUAUUUAGAAUUCAAGGCACACUUAACCAGCACGGCUACCACAGCAUUCUGCAGCGAUACACCAUCCCAUCUGGUUUGGGCUUAGUGGGACUAUCAUUUGUUUUUCAACAGGACAAUGACCCAACACACCUCCAGGCUGUGUAAGGGCUAUUUUACCAAGAAGGAGAGAGAUGGAGUGCUGCAACAUGAUGACCUGGCCUCCACAAUCCCCUGACCUCAACCCAAUUGAGAUGGUUUGGGAUGAGUCGGACCGCAGAGUGAAGGAAAAGCAGCCAACAAGUGCUCAGCAUAUGUGGGAACUCCUUCAAGACUAUUGGAAAAGCAUUCCAGGUGAAGCUGGUUGAGAGAAUGCCAAGAGUGUGCAAAGCUGUCAUCAAGGCAAAGGGUGGCUACUUUUGAAGAAUCUCAAAUAUAAAAUAUAUUUUGAUUUGAUUAACACUUUUUUUUGGUUACUACAUGAUUCCAUAUGUGUUAUUUCAUAGUUUUGAUGUCUUCACUAUUAUUCUACCAUGUAGAAAAUAGUAAAAAGAAAGAAAAACCCUUGAAUGAGUAGGUGUGUCCAAACCUUUGACUGGUACUAUAUAUAUAUAUAUAUAUAUAUAUAUAUAUAUAUAUAUAUAUAUAUAUAUAUAUAUAUAUAUAUAUAUUAUCCCCUAGUUGCCUCUCAGGACAAAUUGCUGCAGAUUCUUUUCCACACCCCAUUCCCAAUAGUUAUACUACAGAUAUAUCCGGUGGCACAUCCGUCUCUGAUGACUGUUCAGUCAGGCGUGAUGCGUAACCAGAGCUCAUUUCAGCUUCCCAUAUUGGUGCUCCAGAGUUGAGGGUCCAAAGUCUGGCUUGUUCAUACAAGCUACCCGUCAGUAUUAUCAUGGUUGAUAACAGGUUUUAUUGGACUGACCAACAUUCCUACCCAUAUUUGAAAGACAUAUAUAUCAAGAUAAUUAAUCUAUAAUUCACAAAGGUAGUUAAAGGCGGUAUUUAUUCUCUGUCCCCUGUCUGUCAAAAUUCCGGGAACUUUCAAUAAAUUCCCUGGUUUUCCCAGAAGUCCUGGUUGGAGGAAUCUGGAUUAAACUGCUUAUUCCCUUCUGAUUCCAGAAAUCCUGGUUGGAGGAUUCUGGGAAAAGCAGGCAAUUUAUUGGAAGUUCCCAGAAUUGUGCAACCCUAGUCCUGACCCCUCUGUCUGUUCUCCUGCAGGCUCUGCUGACGGCAGUGACCUCCCCUCACAUUGAGAUCCAUGAGGGAACUGUUCUGCUGACAGUGCGUACCUGUUACAACAUCUACCUGGCCAGCCGUAACCUCAUCAACCAGACCACCGCCAAGGCCACGCUCACACAGAUGCUCAAUGUCAUCUUCACCCGCAUGGAGACACAGGCGGUUAGUGUACUACUGUCACCUGUCCAGACCCGCUCAGUUCAGUCUCAUAUCUACACAGUCGUCUACAACAAGCACUUGACGCAAUCAUAAAUGCUGGUCUGUAUCAUCUUAGAGCAAGCUGCUUGAGUAUCUGGAUUGAAACUAGAUUGGAAAUGUAUACCCUCCUUGUAUCUCAGUCAUUUCUCCAUAAGUGUAUUUGUGUCUCUAUCCUGAGUAGGUGUGUAACAGCCUGUGUCUCCUAGUCCUAUUAGCUGACUGGUUCGGCUGGGAUUGACAUGCUGUUAGUUUGGUAGUCUGACUAGUUGUGUUGAUCAUGGCCGGUCUGUUCAUCUCCCUGCAUCUAUACAGGCUAUGGAGGCUCUGGAGAAGGAUAGACUAUGUCUGCCCCAGCAGAACCCCUCCCCUUCCCCUGGGCAGAUGUCUGGUGGUUCCCCCACGUCAGACUGCACCCCAGACCUCAACUGGACCCCCUCUUCUGCAGCCAGCACACCGGACCUUAAUGCCACGCCCCCGGCCCCAGACACACCCUCCAUCAAUGGCCAACCAGAGGAGUGCAAGACUGAGGAGGGUGUGGCUACUACAGAGGAGAACAGAGAGCAGACACCACCUCCAGGUAUUGUCCUUGGUCGUAUUCAUACUUAGCAUAGAUCAGUGCUGUUUCUGGAGAGCUACCCUCCUGUAGGUUUUCACUCCAACCCUGUUCCUGGAGAGCUACCCUCCUGUAGGUUCACACCAGGGCUCUCCAACCCUGUUCCUGGAGAGCUACCGUCCUGUAAGUUUUCACUCCAACCUUAAUCUAGCACACCUGAUUCUAAUAAUUAGCUGGUUGAUAAGCUGAAUCAGGUUAGUUACAACUGGGGUUGGACUGAAAACCUAUAGGAGUGUAGCUCUCCAGGAACAGGGUUGGAGAGCCCUGGCGUGAACCUACAGGAGGGUAGCUCUCCAGGAACAGGGUUGGAGAGCCCUGGCGUGAACCUACAGGAGUGUAGCUCUCCAGGAACAGGGUUGGAGAGCCCUGGUGUGAACCUACAGGAGGGUAGCUCUCCAGGAACAGGGUUGGAGUGAACCUACAGGAGGGUAGCUCUCCAGGAACAGGGUUGGAGUGAAAACCUAAAGGAGGGUAGCUCUCCAGGAACAGGGUUGGAGAGCUCUGCCAAAGAUCAUGUGCUUUCAUUGUAUGACAUUUCUGAAGCCGACGUCAUCCUCAUUAAUUUGACACUUACUCUUUUUCCUCAUCAAUAGUUUUUAAUGAUCCACUUCCAUUAACACAGUCAGAGGAAGGGGAUGAAGUGGGAGAGGGGGAGAAAUCAGAAGUACGGGAGAAGGACAGGGGGUGAAAUCAGAAGUACGGGAGAGCAGGACAUCGGGAGUAGGACAGGGGAGAAAUCAGAAGUAGGGGAGAAGGACAGGGGAGAAAUCAGAAGUAGGGGAGAAGGACAGGGGAGAAAUCAGAAGUAGGGGAGAAGGACAGGGGAGAAAUCAGAAGUAGGGGAGAAGGACAGGGGAGAAAUCAGAAGUAGGGGAGAGCAGGACAGGGAGAGAAAUCAGAAGUUGAUUCAAAGCAACAGAGCAACCAACGACAGAUAUUGUGGAGGAAGUGGCCGCAGAACCUGAACCAGAACCACAGCCCCAAACUGUACAUUUACAUUUACAUCAUUUAGCAGACGCUCUUAUCCAGAACGACUUAGUUAGUGAGUGCAUACAUUAUAAAAAAAAAAAAAUAAUCAUACUGGCCCCCGUGGGAAUCGAACCCACAACCCUGGCGUUGCAAACGCCAUGCUCUACCAACUGAGCUACAUCCCUGCCGGCCAUUCCCUCCCCUACCCUGGACGACGCUGGGCCAAUUGUGCGCCGCCCCAUGGGUCUCCCGGUCGCGGCCGGCUACGACAGAGCCUGGAUUUGAACCAGGAUCUCUAGUGGCACAGCUAGCACUGCGAUGCAGUGCCUUAGACCACUGCACCACUCGGGAGGUUUUGUAAUUGGUCAGUAAUUGGUUGUGAUCGGAGUGGCUGGGCUAUCAUUUACACACCUGUAUCAAGGUUCCUGCCUUCUAGUUUUUCCAGGCCACUUUGUGAAAACUGCUGAUGUAAAAAGGACUUUAUAUAAUACAUUUGAUUGCAUCUGACUGGUCUGUUCCACCCCUCCACACAGAAGGGGAUCGUCCCCCACCCAUACCCCCAGAGCACCCUGAGGCGAUGCCCCCUACACCCAGGACAGACAGGAACCAGAUGAACGGCAUUAUGGGUGACCGUGGUUCUGUGUCCUCUACAGACGUCUUGGUGAGUGAUCUCUUAUCCUGGAAUGAGGAUGGGUCACAUCAAAGGUUCUAUGGGAACAGUGAUUCCUGAUGAUAUUUGCCCCUAUGAAUUAUAAAUAGUUAUGCUCAUUUUAGUUAUAUAUUGACAAUUGCAUGGUGCAGUUAAAGCUGUUCUGUUAGUUAUUUUUUUGUCUUUGUCUCUUUCAGGAUGCAGAGUCCAUUCAGGGUGGCCAGAACACGGCUCGUUUCUCCCACAUCCUGCAGAAAGAUUCUUUCCUGGUGUUCCGCUCCCUCUGCAAGCUCUCCAUGAAGCCGCUUGCGGACGGACCCCCUGACCCAAAGUGAGACAUGAUCCACUAGUCCUUCAGCCCUUGCUUCCCCUCUGUUCACACACACAGCUUCUCUUGUCCCUUUGGUCUCAUCACCAAAACCAAGUCCAAAUGUUCUCCUGGCUUUCUCUUCUAUCCAAAGCGACCAACUAACCUGGCAUGCGCUACUAGCUAUGCUACAGAGGACCUCCAGGCCCCAAUACAACACUAUAUAACUAGCUGCCAUUUGCUCGAUAUAGCUAGAGUGUUUUAAAGAUCUGUAGGUUUUCUGGAGGUUUUAAAUUCUGGACUGGGCUUCUUCAGUUACUGUAAUGUAAAACCCUGAGGCUGGGAGUCUGAAUAGAUGAAUGCUGAACCUGAUCACUGCAUCCAAACAUAAGAGAGGGACUCGCUCUAAUUUAACCCUAAAUACCUUUAUUGUACCAAGGCUCUAGACUGUACAAUACAUUCCUAUACUACACUGUUCAAUAUUUACACCCCUCACCAUCUUCUUUGGCUCUUUGUCUUAAUCUCUCCUUUCUCCAACUUCUUCUUUCCCCUCUUCCUCUCCGCUGCUUUUGACCUUCCCUCCCUAUCUUUCAUCCUCUCCUCCCCCCUCCCUCUCUCUCCCCCUCCCCCCUCCCUCUCUCUCCCCCUCCUCUCCUCCCCCCUCCCUCUCUCUCCCCCUCCCCCCUCUCUCUCCCCCUCCCCCUCCCUCUCUCCCCCUCCCCCUCCCUCUCUCUCCCCCCUCCCCUCCCUCUCCUCUCCUCCCCCCUCCCUCUCUCUCCCCCUCCCCCCCUCUCUCUCUCCCCCUCCCCCUCCCUCUCUCUCCCCCUCCCCUCCCUCUCUCUCCUCCCCCCUCCCUCUCUCUCUCCUCCCCCCUCUCUCCCCCCCCCCUCCCUCUCUCUCCCCCUCCCCUCCCCCUCUCUCUCCUCCACCCUCCCUCCCUCUCUCUCCUCCCCCUCCCCUCCCUCUCUCCCCUCCCCCUCCCUCCCUCUCCUCCCCCCCUCCCUCUCUCUCCCCCUCCCCUCAGGUCCCAUGAGCUGCGCUCCAAGGUGGUGUCCCUGCAGCUGCUGCUGUCUGCGCUCCAGGGGGCGGGGCCUGUCUUCCGCACCCACGAGAUGUUUGUCAAUGCCAUCAAGCAGUACCUGUGUGUGGCCCUCUCUAAGAACGGUGUCUCCUCUGUGCCCGAGGUGUUCGAGCUCUCCCUCGCCAUCUUCCUCACCCUGCUCUCCCACUUCAAAGUCCACCUCAAGAUGCAGAUCGAGGUGUGGGAUGCAGGAGUUACAUAUCCAUUUAAUCUGUGAUUUUAGUUUGAAUCCUGUCACUCAAUUCAGAAUAGGCAACAGGGAAUGAAAAUAAAUGAUGCGGCUACGUACCAUCUUUCCUCCCCUCACACUCCCUACCCUCCUCUCUCUACGAUCCUCCCCUCGCGCUCUCUCUCUACGCUCCUCCCCUCGCGCUCUCUCUCUACGAUCCUCCCCUCGCGCUCUCUCUCUACGCUCCUCCCCUCGCGCUCUCUCUCUACGCUCCUCCCCUCGCGCUCUCUCUCUACCCUCCUCCCCUCACUCUCUCUACCUCUCUCAGGUGUUCUUCAGGGAGAUUUUCCUGACCAUCCUGGAAACGUCAUCCAGCUCCUUUGAACACAAGUGGAUGGUCAUUCAGACACUGACACGGAUAUGUGCAGGUAAAAACACACAGACCUGAUGGAGACGUUGCUGUUUGUGUACAAUACACCACCUUAACCCUCAUUUUGACCGGUCUCAUUGUAUUCUUCCCUCCCCUCUUCAAACCCUUCACACCAGAUGCUCAGUGUGUGGUGGAUAUCUAUGUGAACUACGACUGUGACCUGAACGCUGCAAACAUCUUUGAGCGUCUGGUGAAUGACCUGUCUAAGAUUGCCAUGGGGAGGAGUGGCCAGGAGAUGGGGAUGACCCCUCUACAGGUGACCUUACACUGACCUGUCAGUAGUUACAUACCAAAUAUGGUCAGAAUUAGAAUCACCUUUAUUCGCCAAGUACAUUGACACAGUCAGAAAUGGACUUGGUGGUAUGGUGCCUCUAGUGAUCUACAACAUCUAGAGACAGUUAUACAUUAUAUACAAAAUCAUGGUUGUCUAUUUGUCUGAUUCUGUGUGUUCUAAAGUGUUUUUGAGCUCCGUAAAUGAUGUGACUGACCGUUAACAGGAGAGCUAUUUUCCAGGAGUUGAGUCUGCGUAAGAAGGGCCUGGAGUGUCUGGUGUCCAUUCUGAAAUGCAUGGUGGAGUGGAGCAGAGAAAUGUAUGUCAACCCCAACCUGCAGACCAACCUCGGUGAGUGUAAUGUCUGUAGCUGUGUUUGUGUCUGUAGCUGUGUUUGUGUCUGUAGCGGUGUGUGUCUGUCUGUAGCGGUGUGUCUGUAGCGGUCUGUCUGUCUGUAGCGGUGUGUGUGUGUGUGUCUUGACCCUGCUGUAUAUGUGUGUGACCCAGGCCAGGAGCGGCCGUCGGAUGGUGAGGGUGCGGAGCUAAAUCUUCCUGACCAGCUGGCGUCUCGUAGAGACAGCGUCAGUUCUCUGGACUCCACCAUGUCGUCUAGUGUCCAGUCCUCCCAGCCUGACCACCCAGAACAGUAUGAGGUCAUCAAACAACAGAAGGACGUCAUCGAACAUGGCAUUGAGCUGUGAGUCCCACUCUUUCUCUGUAUCAGUCAGUCUGGGAGAUGUCUCGUGGCCUAUCUAAUGAUGUAUCAGUCUGGGAGAUGUCUCGUGGCCUAUCUAAUGAUGUAUCAGUAGUAGCCAUAGAUUAUUUUUGUCGCCAUCUCUCAAGGUUCAACAAAAAGCCCAAGCGAGGUAUCCAGUACUUACAAGACCAAGGCAUGCUGGGAACCACAGCAGAGGAAAUCGCCCAGUUCCUGCAUCAAGAGGAGCGCCUGGAUACGGUGAGCAACUCCCCACAACCUCAUAGCCUUCAUCCACCUUGUAUCACUGGGCAAAUAAUCAGUAGCCUCUCUAGAGAGUAUGUAACAACAGGAAGUUAUUGUGAUGUACUCUGCCUUGAGUUUGUACAAGAAAAGGUUGUCAUUGUAAAUGCCAGGUCGUUAUUGUAAAUGCCAGGUCGUUAUUGUAAAUGCCAUCUUACGAAGGCCUUGAUGCCGAUGCGUAAAGCUUAUUAAAGAGCAGCGAUACUAUCAAGAGCAGUGUGCAGGUUAUUUUUCUCAAAUGGCAUUGUUUAUAACUAAUUUCUGUGGUUAUAUAAAGGUUAAAUAAAAAGGUGUGUAAGAGUUUCCUGUCUGACUCAGCUCUUCAUCUUCCUCUCUCCCCUCUAUAGACCCAGGUAGGGGAGUACUUGGGAGAAAACAUGCGUUUCAACAAGGAGGUGAUGUACAGCUAUGUGGACCUGCUGGACUUCUGUGGCCGGGACUUUGUUUCUGCUCUGAGGGCUUUCCUGGAGGGCUUCCGGCUCCCAGGAGAGGCCCAGAAGAUUGACAGGCUCAUGGAGAAGUUUGCUGCCAGAUAUCUGGAGUGUAACCAGGGGUAAGGAAUAUGGCUGUCAGUGGCUGUAUGCUACCUGAAGGGGGAGGCAUUGAGAUUUUAUACACUCUCUGGAAACAUGUCAUGAAGAACAUCCUCAAUUAUAUAUACUGUGUGGAUGUAGCCUCUUUGAAUAUUCAUUCUUUAAUCUCUGUGUUAGAUUGAUGUACUCUUGAAUCCAGCUGAUCUUGCCCCUACAGACAGACAGAGUUUGCCAGUGCAGACACGGCCUACGUCUUGGCCUACUCCAUCAUCAUGCUCACCACAGACCUGCACAGUCCACAGGUCAGAACACCAUCCAAUCAGUCAGUCCAUUUAAAAAAUAUAUAUAUAUACAUACAUACAUACAUACAUACAGUUGAAGUCGGAAAUUUACAUACACUUAGGUUGGAGUCAUUAACUCGUUUUUCAACCACUCCACACAUUUCUUGUUAACAAACUAUAGUUUUGGCAAGUUGGUUAGGACAUCUACUUUGUGCAUGACACAAGUAAUUUUUCCAACAAUUGUUUACAGACAGAUUAUGUCACUUAUAAUUCACUGUAUCACAAUUCCAGUGGGUCACACGUUUACGUACACUAAGUUGACUGUACCUUGAAACAGCUUGGAAAAUUGCAGAAAAUGAUGUCAUGGCUUUAGAAGCUUCUGAUAGGAUAAUUGACAUCAUUUGAGUCAAUUGGAGGUGUACCUGUGGAUGUAUUUCAAGGCCUACCUUCAAACUCACUGCGUCUUUGCUUGACAUCAUGGGAAAAUCAAAAGUAAUCAGCCAAAACCUCAGAAAAUUGUCUGCUUCAUCCUUGGGAGCAAUUUCCAAACGCCUGAAGGUACCACGUUUAUCUGUACAAACAAUAGUACGCAAGUAUAAACCCCAUGGGACCACGCAGCCAUCAUACCGCUCAGGAAGGAGACUCAUUCUGUCUCCUAUAUAUGAACGUACUUUGGUGCGAAAAGUGCAAAUCAAUCCCAGAACAACAGCAAAGGACAUUGUGAAGAUGCUGGAGGAAACGGGUACAAAUGUAUCUAUAUCCACAGUAAAACGAGUCCUAUAUCGACAUAACCUGAAAGGCCGCUCAGCAAGGAAGAAGCCACUGCUCCAAAACCGCCAUAAAAAAGCCAGACUACGGUUUGCAACUGCACAUGGGGACAAAGAUCAUACUUUUUGGAUAAAUGUCCUCUGGUCUGAUGAAACAAAAAUAGAACUGUUUGGCCAUAAUGACUAUUGUUAUGUUUGGAGGAAAAAGGGGGCUGCUUUUCUUAAAAUAAAGUGGUGAUCCUAACUGACCUAAGAUAAGGAAUUUUUACUAGGAUUAAAUGUCAGGAAUUGUGAAAAACUGAAUUUAAAUGUAUUUGGCUAAGGUGUAUGUAAACUUCCGACUUCAAUUGUACAUACAUACAUACAGUACCAGUCAAAAGUUUGGACACACCUACUCAUUCAAGGGUUUUUCUUUAUUUUUCUACAUUGUAGAAUAAUAGUGAAGACAUCGAAACUGUGAAAUAACACAUAUGGAAUCAUGUAGUAAGCAAAAAUGUGUCAAACAAAUCAAAGUAUAUUUUAUAUUUGAGAUUCUUCAAAUUAGCCACCCUUUGCCUUGAUGACAGCUUUGCACACUGUUGGCAUUCUCUCAACCAGCUUCACCUGGAAUGCUUUUCCAACAGUCUUGAAGGAGUUCCCACAUAUGCUGUGCACUUGUUGGCUGCUUUUCCUUCACUCAUCCCAAACCAUCUCAAUUAGGUUGAGGUCGGGUGAUUGGGGAGGCCAGGUCAUCUGAUGCAGCACUCCAUCACUCUCCUUCUUGGUCAAAUAGCCCUUACACAGCCUGGAGGUGUGUUGGGUCAUUGUCCUGUUGAAAAACAAAUGAUAGUCCCACUAAGCGCAUACCAGAUGGGAUGGCGUAUCGCUGCAGAAUGCUGUGGUAGCCACGCUGGUUAAGUGUGCCUUGAAUUCUAAAUAAAUCACUGACAGUGUCACCAGCAAAGCGCCCCCACACCAUCAAACCAUCUCCGCCAUGCUUCACGGUGGGACCCACACAUGCGGAGAUCAUCCGUUCACCUACUAUGCGUCUCACAAAGACACGGCAGUUGUAACCCAUAAUCUCUAAUUUUCUUGAGCCAAUUUCCUCCAACAACAGGACAAUGACCCAAAGCACAGCUCCAAACUAUGCAAUAACUAUUUAGGGAAGAAGCAGUCAGCUGGUAUUCUGUCUAUAAUGGAGUGGCCAGCACAGUCACUGGAUCUCAACCCUAUUGAGCUGUUGUGGGAGCAGCUUGACCGUAUGGUACGUAAGAAGUGCCCAUCAAUCCAACUUGUGGGAGAUGCUUCAGGAAGCAUGGGGUGAAAUCUCUUCAGAUUACGUCAACAAAUUGACAACUAGAAUGCCAAAGGUCUGCAAGGCUGUAAUUGCUGCAAAUUGAGAAUUAUUUGACGAAAGCAAAGUUUGAAGGACACAAUUAUUAUUUCAAUUAAAAAUCAUUAUUUCUAACCUUGUCAAUGACUACAUUUCCUAUUCAUUUUGCUAUAUUUCCUAUUCAAACUCAUUUCAUGUAUGUUUUCAUUGAAAACAAGGACAUUUCUAAGUGACCUCAAACUUUUUAACAGUAGUGCAUAUAUAUAUAGAAAUUAUCAGUUAGGGGGUUAGGGUUAAAUAUGUGUGUGUGUAUAUGUAUGUAUAUACAUACAUACAUACAUACAUACAUACAUACACAGUGAGGGGGAAAAAGUAUUUGAUCCCCUGCUGAUUUUGUAAGUUUGCCCACUGACAAAGAAAUUAUCAGUCUAUCAUCAGAAAGAUUUCUGGCUCCCAGGUGUCUUUUAUACAGGUAACGAGCUGCGAUUAGGAGCACACUUAAAGGCAGUGCUCCUAAUCUCAGCUUGUUACCUGUAUAAAAGACACCUGUCCACAGAAGCAAUCAAUCAAUCAGAUUCCAAACUCUCCACCAUGGCCAAGACCAAAGAGCUCUCCAAGGAUGUCAGGGACAAGAUUGUAAACCUACACAAGGCUGGAAUGGGCUACAAGACCAUCGCCAAGCAGCUUGGUGAGAAGGUGACAACAGUUGGUGCGAUUAUUUGCAAAUCAGCCCAAAACUACACGGGAGGAUCUUGUCAAUUAUCUCAAGGCAGCUGGGACCAUAGUCACCAAGAAAACAAUUGGUAACACACUACGCCGUGAAGGACUGAAAUCCUGCAGCGCCCGCAAGAUCCCCAUGCUCAAGAAAGCACAUAUACAGGCCCGUCUGAAGUUUCCCAGUGAACAUCUGAAUGAUUCAGAGGAGAACUGGGUGAAAGUGUUGUGGUCAGAUGAGACCAAAAUCGAGCUCUUUGGCAUCAACUCAACUCGCCGUGUUUGGAGGAGGAGGAAUGCUGCCUAUGACCCCAAGAACACCAUCCCCACCGUCAAACAUGGAGGUGGAAACAUUAUGCUUUGGGGGUGUUUUUCUGCUAAGGGGACAGGACAACUUCACCGCAUCAAAGGGAUGAUGGACGGGGCCAUGUACCAUCAAAUCUUGGGUGAGAACCUCCUUCCCUCAGCCAGGGCAUUGAAAAUGGGUCGUGGAUGGGUAUUUUAUGGGCACAUUAAGGUCCUGGAGUGGCCUAGCCAGUAGAAAAUCUGUGGAGGGAGCUGAAGGUUCGAGUUGCCAAACGUCAGCCUCGAAACCUUAAUGACUUGGAGAAAAUCUGCAAAGAGGAGUGGGACAAAAUCCCUCCUGAGAUGUGUGCAAACCUGGUGGCCAACUACAAGAAACGUCUGACCUCUGUGAUUGCCAAAAGGGUUUUGCCACCAAGUACUAAGUCAUGUUUUGCAGAGGGGUCAAAUACUUAUUUCCCUCAUUGAAAUGCUAAUCAAUUUAUAACAUUUUUGACAUGCGUUUUUCUGGAUUUUUUUGUUGUUACUCUGUCUCUCACUGUUCAAAUAAACCUACCAUUAAAAUUAUAGACUGAUCAUGUCAGUGGGCAAACGUAUAAAAUCAGCAGGGGAUCAAAUACUUUUUUUCCCUCACUGUAUAUUUGUAUGUGUGUGUGUGUAAGACGCUUUUAUCCAAAGCUAUUUAGUCAUGCAUACAUUUUAUGUAUGGGUGGUCCCGGGAAUCGAACCCACUACCCAGGUCUUACAUGCUCUACCAACUGAGCUACAAAGGACCAAAAAGUUUUCAUGCAUUGAACUCACAACCUUCCUUUGGGAACCAACCACUACUCUACCAGACAGACAUUCAUCCAUACACCAGUUAUUUUAAUGAACUGUUGUUCCCCACCCACCGUUACGUUAUGUUACAGGUGAAGAACAAAAUGACGAAGGAGCAGUACAUCAAAAUGAACCGUGGCAUCAACGACAGUAAGGACCUGCCCGAGGAGUACCUGUCCUCCAUAUACGAUGAGAUCGCUGGCAAGAAGAUCGCCAUGAAGGACAGCAAGGAGCACACCAUCACACCCAAGACUAUCAAGCACAGUAAGCAGAGAGGACCGGGGUGACGAAGCAGAGACAUGUAUUUAGAUAGUUGGGCCAACAUUUUAGAAUAUAUUUCGGAUUCUAGACAUUCAGUUAUUGUUUAAAUAUUCCCUAUGUAAUGUUAAUGUGGAGCUAACACGGUUGGCGUAUAAUGUUGCGGUGUCAUUUUAAAUGCAAAAACCUCAAUGUCCCAACUCUCUAAAUACAUGGCUCUGUGACAAACUAUCUAAUCUUGAAUAUAUAUAUAUAUAUAUAUACAUACAGGUAAAAGUCAGUAAAUUAGAAUAUUUUGAAAAACUUGAUUUAUUUCAGUAAUUGCAUUCAAAAGGUGUAACUUGUACAUUAUAUUUAUUCAUUGCACACAGACUGAUGCAUUCAAAUGUUUAUUUCAUUUAAUUUUGAUGAUUUGAAGUGGCAACAAAUGAAAAUCCAAAAUUCCGUGUGUCACAAAAUUAGAAUAUUGUGUAAGGGUUACAUUUUGAAGACACCUGGUGCCACAAAAUAAUCAGCUGAUUAACUCAAAACACCUGCAAAGGGCUUUAAAUGGUCUCUCAGUCCAGUUCUGAAGCCUACACAAACAUGGGGAAGACUUCAGAUUUGACAGCUGUCCAAAAGGCGACCAUCGACACAUUGCACAAGGAGGGAAAGACACAAAAGGUUAUUGCAGAAGAGGCUGGCUGUUCUCAGAGCUCUGUGUCCAAACACAUUAAUAGAGAGGCAAAGGGAAGGAAAAACUGUGGUCAGAAAAAGUGUACAAGCGAUAGGGAUCACCGCGCCCUAGUCAAGAUUGUGAAAAAAAACCCAUUCAAAAAUGUGGGAGAGAUUCACAAGGAGUGGACAGCUGCUGGAGUCAGGGCUUCAAGAUCCACCACCAAGAGACGCUUGAAAGACAUGGGUUUCAACUGCCGCAUACCUCGUGUCAAGCCACUGUUGACCAAGAAACAGCGCGAAAAGCGUCUCACCUGGGCUAAGGAAAAAAAGAGCUGGACUGCUGCUGAGUGGUCUAAAGUCAUGUUUUCUGACGAAAGCAAAUUUUGCAUUUCCUUUGGAAAUCGAGGUCCCAGAGUCUGGAGGAAGACAGGAGAGGCACAGGAUCCACGUUGCCUGAAGUCUAGUGUAAAGUUUCCACCAUCAGUGAUGGUUUGGGGUGCCAUGUCAUCUGCUGGUGUCGGUCCACUCUGUUUCCUGAGAUCAAGGGUCAACGCAGCCGUCUACCAGCAAGUUUUAGAGCACUUCAUGCUUCCUGCUGCUGACCUGCUCUAUGGAGAUGGAGAUUUCAGGUUCCAACAGGACUUGGCGCCUGCACACAGCGCAAAAUCUACCCGUGCCUGGUUUACGGACCAUGGUAUUUCUGUUCUAAAUUGGCCAGCCAACUCCCCUGACCUUAGCCCCAUAGAAAAUCUGUGGGGUAUUGUGAAAAGGAAGAUGCAGAAUGCCAGACCCAACAACGCAGAAGAGUUGAAGGCCACUAUCAGAGCAACCUGGGCUCUCAUAACACCUGAGCAGUGCCAGAAACUCAUCGACUCCAUGCCACGCCGCAUUAAUGCAGUAAUUGAGGCAAAAGGAGCUCCAACCAAGUAUUGAGUAUUGUACAUGCUCAUAUUUUUCAUUUUCAUACUUUUCAGUUGGCCAACAUUUCUAAAAAAUCCCUUUUUUGUAUUAGCCUUAAGUAAUAUUCUAAUUUUGUGACACACGGAAUUUUGGAUUUUCAUUUGUUGCCACUUCAAAUCAUCAAAAUUAAAUGAAAUAAACAUUUGAAUGCAUCAGUCUGUGUGCAAUGAAUAAAUAUAAUGUACAAGUUACACCUUUUGAAUGCAAUUACUGAAAUAAAUCAAGUUUUUCAAAAUAUUCUAAUUUACUGACUUUUACCUGUAUAUAUAUAUAUAUUUUUUUUUUUUUGUAAUUUAGCAGACGCUUUUAUCCAGAGCGACUUACAGGAGCAAUUAGGGUUAAGUGCCUUGCUCAAGGGCACAUCGACAGAUUUUUCACCUAGUCGGCUCGGGGAUUAGAACCAGCGACCUUUCGGUUACUGGCACAACGCUCUUAAGCACUAAGCUACCUGCCACCCUGUAUCAGCUGAACCCCUACACCAACCUGCCCAGGGGGAAUUGUAUCCCUACAGGUUGCCUAGGAAACGUAGGUGUUGGUCAUGUGAUAAUCUCUGUUAACCCAGAACUAAUAUUUUACACAAUUUUGUCAGAUGUUUAUGUAGUCUGUCCACAAGAGAUUAGUCAUGUGAUCAUGUGGGCGGUCUCUCUUUGCAGGCAUAGCCAAUGAGAAGCAGCGCCGUCUACUGUAUAACGUUGAGAUGGAACAGAUGGCGAAGACAGCCAAUGCCCUGAUGGAGGCUGUGAGCCACGCCCAGGCCCCCUUCUUCAGCGCCACCCACCUGGAGCACGUCCGGCCCAUGUUCAAGGUACCGUAGAGCAGAGCCGGCCAGCCCCAAAUCAAAUGUAUUUUAUAAAGCCUUUUUCUUUUUUUUACAUCGGCAGUUAUCACAAAGUGCUUUACAGAUACCCAGCCUAAAACCCCAAAGAGUUGAACGUUUUAUUAGUCGUAUGUACAGGAUACACAUGGUAUACAGAGUCCAAUGAAAUGCUUACUUACAGCUUCCUUCUGGACAAUGCAACAACAAUAAGAAAUAAUACAAAGAUAAGAAUAUGAACAUAAAGUAAAUGGCUCAGUAGAACAGAAUACCCAUUGUAGCAUAAGCAUAGUACAGGAAGGCACAAUUUAUAGUCCCAAUAUUUACACGUUUUGGGGAAUGGGGGACAAGUGUAUACAUUGAGCAGUAUAAUAAGAGUCUGGUAACAGCAGUUGUGGUGUGUGUGUGUGUGUGUACAUGAAUGUACUGAGUGUACAAAACAUUAUGAACAGCUCUUUCCAUGACAUAGACUGCAGGUGAAUCCAAGUGAAAGCUAUGAUCCCUUAUUGAUGUCACUUGUUAAAUCCACUUCAAUCUGUGUAGAUGAAGGGGAGCAGACAGGUUAAAGAAUAAUUUCUAAGCCUUGAGACUAUUGAGACAUGGAUUGUGUAUGUGUGCCAUUGAGGGUGAAUGGGCAAGACAAAAUAUUUAAGUGCCUUUGAACAGGGUAUUGUAGUAGGUGCCAGGCGCACCAGUUUGAGUGUGAGAAGAACUGCAACCCUGCUUGGUUUUUCACGCUCAGCAGUUUCCCGUGUGUAUCAAGAAUGGUCCACCACCCAAAGGAUAUCCAGCCAACUUGACACAACUGUGGGAAGCAUUGGGGUCAACAUUGGCCAGCAUCCCUGUGGAAUGCUUUUGACACCUUGUAGAGUCCAUGCCCUGACAAAUUGAAGCUGUUCUGAGGGAGGUGGGGGGGGGGGGGUGCAACUCAAUAUUAGGAAGGUGUUUUUAAUGUUUUGUACACUCAGUGUGGGUGUGUGCAUGAGUGAAUGUAUGUGUGCUAAGGUGCGGAGAAUCAGAGCAGGUGGUCAGUCCAGUUCAAGUGUUCAGCGGUCUGAUGGCUUGUAGAUAGAAACUGUCUCUGAGCCUGUUGGUAUCAGACCUCAUGCUACGAUACUGUCUGCCUGCCUGACGGUAAGCGAGGGAACAGCUCGUGGCUGGGGUGUGUGGAGUCCUUGAUGAUCCUACUUGCCUUCCUCAGGCACCGUUUCCAGUAGAUGAAAAAAUGUAGAUGCAGAAGCCCAGACUGUCACCAUCUGCAGUGGCUGUGAUGGAUAACGCUUGUGAAUCUGUGCCAGAAGAUGACUUCACCCUGUGUGUGUAUUACGGAGUAAAAGGAUUCAAGUGUGCUCUGCUCUGCUCUGCUCUGCUCUGCUCUGCCUGCCUGUGUGUUUCAGCUGGCGUGGACCCCUCUCCUGGCAGCGUUCAGUGUGGGCCUGCAGGACUGUGAUGACCAGGAGGUGGCCUCUCUGUGUCUGGAGGGGAUCCGCUGUGCUGUCAGGAUUGCAUGCGUCUUCAGUAUGCAGGUUAGUUGGCUCCCUUGGCUACACAGCUAGACCACAGCUCCUUCACUAAAUAAUCUAAUGUACCAACCUUAGGCUGUGUUUACACAGGCAGCCCAAUUCUGAUCUUUUUCCACUAGUAGUUUGUUUACCAAUCAGAUCAGCUCUUUUGCCAGUACUUGGGCUGCCUGUGUAAACACAGCCUUAUAAACUUUCCACGGAACAGGAUUAUUUUUUAUACCCCCAUCAAAUAUAGUUCUAGACUUAACAUGAACUUGAAAGCCCUGGAAAAGCCCGUUUUGUGUCUGUCUGUCAUCUUUUAACAUGUUCUCUUUGAAUUACCUUUCUGUCUGUCUGUGGCUCUGUGCAGUUGGAGAGGGAUGCGUAUGUCCAAGCCUUGGCUCGGUUCACCCUGCUCACAGCCAGCUCCAGCAUCACCGAGAUGAAGCAGAAGAACAUCGACACCAUCAAGACCCUCAUCACUGUGGCCCACACAGACGGAAACUACCUGGGCAACUCUUGGCAUGAGGUAGGUCAGAGGACUUCCCCAAGAUAGCCCACCUGGCCUUUCCAUUCCUAACCCUGCCUCUCAUCUCUUCUGUUAGUCAGGAAUCCAACCCAUAUUAUAUCUGUGUCUCUUUUGCAAACAAAGGUAAGAAAGAAAGAGUGCAGAAAGAGAGCGUAGCACUCGGUAGAGACAUUUUGAACAGAGCAUUGAGGCUCACCCUGGCCCGUGUUUCUCUGUGCAGAUCCUGCGGUGUAUUAGCCAGCUGGAGUUGGCCCAGCUGAUUGGCACGGGGGUGAAGCCGCGCUACAUCUCUGGAGUGGUCCGGGAUAGCCAGGCUGGCAUCAAGGGCUUCCCCACCGGGGGAGAGGAGUUCAUGCCCCUGGGACUGGGUAGGUCUCACAGGGCUCUGAACAUCAAGGACAUUGACUGUGUAAAUGAGCACCCUAUUCCCUAUAUAGUGCACUACUUUUGACCAUGGCCCUGAUCAAAAGUAGUGCACUAUUUAUGGGAUAGGGUGCUGUUUGGCAAGUAACCAGUGUGUUAAAUGUUUCCUUUUGUAGGGACCCUGGUGGGAGGUCCAGACCGGAGGCAGAUGGCUCAUAUCCAGGAGUCAGUGGGAGAAACCAGCUCUCAGAGUGUAGUGGUGGCUGUGGACAGGUGAGAAACCAGCUCUCUGAGAGUAGUGGUGGCUGUGGACAGGUGAGGGACCAGCUCUCUGAGAGUAGUGGUGGCUGUGGACAGGUGAGAAACCAGCUCUCUGAGAGUAGUGGUGGCUGUGGACAGGUGAGAAACCAGCUCUCUGAGAGUAGUGGUGGCUGUGGACAGGUGAGGGACCAGCUCUCUGAGAGUAGUGGUGGCUGUGGACAGGUGAGAAACCAGCUCUCUGAGAGUAGUGGUGGCUGUGGACAGGUGAGAAACCAGCUCUCUGAGAGUAGUGGUGGCUGUGGACAGGUGAGAAACCAGCUCUCUGAGAGUAGUGGUGGCUGUGGACAGGUGAGAAACCAGCUCUCUGAGAGUAGUGGUGGCUGUGGACAGGUGAGAAACCAGCUCUCAGAGAGUAGUGGUGGCUGUGGACAGGUGAGAAACCAGCUCUCAGAGAGUAGUGGUGGCUGUGGACAGGUGAGAGAGAUGCGUGGUAGGGCUGGGCGGUAUACUAUAUUUCACUAUAUACAGGUAUUGAUGCACGGACCGGUUUGGGUUUUUACUUUACCUUGUAUAACGGUAUUUCAAUGUUUGGCUUGUUAAAUGUGUUACACCACUCCGGCACGUAAUAAUGUCAGUUUUUUUAUAGUUUACUCCGUUUGCUACUUGAGUCGUCUCCCUCUCUGUCUUUCCACACACACCAAGCCCCGCCACCGUCACUCAAGGAGAGCAGUUUUUUGCACUACAACGAGUCACAACCGCUCGCAGUGACAGUCUGCAUGGUCAAUGCUGCUGAUAUUGGUGACAACGAUGCUGAUUUCCACAUUGCUUCUUCGUAUAAAUCCACAGGUGUUCUAUAAUUACACUAAUAGUUAGCAACAUCAAAGCUACAGUAAGAGAAAACAUUUAAUGUAACAUUAAUUAGGGUCCACUGGGAAACACUGACCAAUGCUUUGGUUCCUACCCUGUCACAAUAACCCCUCCCUGGCUUUUUCAUUCGUUGUCAUGUCAAAGGGCCCACUAUAUUCCAACUUUUGGUUAAAGUUUGAAUACUAUAAAACAAUCAGAAGAGAGAGCCCCAUUUUUAAAAUCACUUAGAAUGUAUGUGUUGCCACCCUGGGGUCACGCACUACUCAUGAAGCAUAUUUAAAACUUGUAUUAUUCAAAAACCAUAAAUAUCGUAAAAUACCAUAAAAAUUUGAAAAAUAUUGUGAUAUUAUAUUUUGGCCACAUCGCCCAGCCCUAACACAUGGUCAACAUCCACCCAUGUCUGCAGUCAGACAUCUAUAAUUUGUACAUGACCUGCCUUUGCUUUGUUUGCAGGAUCUUCACUGGCUCCACAAAGCUAGAUGGAAAUGCAGUUGGUAAGUGGAUUUGUGCGUCUGUUUGUUUCUCUGUAUGUGUGUGUCUGUCUGGCAAUGUGUGUGCGUUUACUGACAUUGUCCUGUGUCCUAUUCCUAGUGGACUUUGUGCGGUGGUUGUGUGCGGUGUCCAUGGAUGAGCUGGCCUCCGCUCACCAGCCGAGGAUGUUCAGUCUUCAGAAGAUAGUAGAGAUCUCCUACUACAACAUGAACCGUAUCCGUCUGCAGUGGUCACGCAUCUGGCAGGUCAUCGGAGACCACUUCAACAAGGUCAGCGCCUCCCUUCAGUAAGGAAGAUUUCCCAGAACCAGAUUAAGCCUAUUUCUGGACUAAGAAACACUUUUUAGUGGAGAUUCUCCAUUGAGCAUUGUUAAUCCAUCAGUAGUAUUAAAGGGAUACUUGUGGAUAACAUUAUUGUCUCGUGUGUCCAGUAUGAAGGAAGUUAGAGGAAGCAUGCUAGCAGAUACCCGUAGACUUCCAGUCAUUGCGCUAAUGCUACCUAGCAUUAGCUUGCAAAACGACCUCCAACUUCCUUCGUACUGAACACAGAGACAUGAAUGGUAUCCUCUAGUUCCUCCGACUCUGGGGAACUAGAUAAAGGGCCUCAUUGCCAAAAUGCCGAAAUAUCCCUUUAAUCUAUUACUCUAACCUGGUUAUGUAAAGACGUAGCCUAGCUAUUAACUGUGGAUCUAUGCCUGUGUGUUUGCUGCUCUGCCAGGUGGGCUGCAACCCCAACGAGGACGUGGCCAUCUUUGCGGUGGACUCUCUGAGGCAGCUGUCAAUGAAGUUCCUGGAGAAAGGAGAGCUGGCUAACUUCCGCUUCCAGAAGGACUUCCUCCGGCCAUUUGAACACAUCGUGAAGAAGAACAGGUAGAGAUGGACCAGGGGGAAGGGAGAGUUGUUGAAAGAGGAAACGUUGAAGGGAGUAAAGAGGGAGAGGUAAUUUGGCACAAUAUUGAGGAUAUGAGGAAAAAACUCUCCCAGCACAGAACCAAAUCCAGUCUACACACUCACAAAAAACCAUUGACUGUUUGUCCCCCUCUCCCUCUCCUCCACAGGUCUCCCACUAUCAGGGACAUGGUGAUCCGCUGUGUGACCCAGAUGGUCAACUCUCAGGCAGCCAACAUCCGCUCUGGCUGGAAGAACAUCUUCUCUGUGUUCCACCAGGCCGCUUCCGAUCACGACGAGACCAUUGUGGAGCUGGCCUUCCAGACUACUGGCCACAUAGUCAGUGAGUACAGUCAGUCACCUCAGGACUGGGGCUCACCAUUUUCACUGAAAGUGCACGGCCAACUCGGUAGAGAAAUGGACUGCUGAAUAACUAUUUUUCUCUCCUCCAGUGAUCACGUUUCAGCAGCACUUUGCAGCAGCCAUAGACUCCUUCCAGGAUGCAGUGAAGUGUCUGUCUGAGUUUGUGUGCAACGCUGCCUUUCCUGACACCAGUAUGGAGGCCAUCCGGCUCAUCCGCCACUGCGCUAAAUAUGUUGCAGACCGGCCGCAGGUAGGGACCAACACAGGCCCCGGGUAGGGACCAACACAGGCCGCGGGUAGGGACCAAACACAGGCCGCGGGUAGGUACCAAACACAGGCCGCGGGUAGGGACCAAACACAGGCCGCGGGUAGGGACCAAACACAGGCCGCGGGUAGGGACCAAACACAGGCCGCGGGUAGGGACCAAACACAGGCCGCGGGUAGGGACCAAACACAGGCCGCGGGUAGGGACCAACACAGGCCGCGGGUAGGGACCAACACAGGCCGCGGGUAGGGACCAACACAGGCCCCGGGUAGGACCCAAUACAGGCCCCGGGUAGGACCCAAUACAGGCCCCGGGUAGGGACCAACACAUGCCCCGGGUAGGGACCAACACAUGCCCCGGGUAGGGACCAACACAUGCCCCGGGUAGGACCCAACACUUAUGCCAACACGUAUCCCUAUACUUCUGUUAUUUCUCCGCCUGCUCAGAAGUUUCCCUCCAUGUUGGCAGAAGUUUCCCUCCAUGUUGGCAGAAGUUUCCCUCCAUGUUGGCAGAAGUUUCCCACCAUGUUGGCAGAAGUUUCCCUCCAUGUUGGCAGAAGUUUCCCUCCAUGUUGGCAGAAGUUUCCCUCCAUGUUGGCAGAAGUUUCCCUCCAUGUUGGCAGAAGUUUCCCUCCACGUUGGCAGAAGUUUCACUCUCUGGACCAAGUGUGAUGGCAACUAUGUACUGUGGAGAUACGGUGAAGUAAACGGUUUUAAACUAGAACCUAGUUAUUGUGUCAUUUGGAGUUAACAUUGGUAGCAGAGGAUGGCUGAUAACUACAACGUGCCACCUCGCUUCGACGAGAAGAGGUCGUAUGGAAGUUGGAGAAAGGAAGUUGGAAUCUGGACAUGGGUUACCAAUCUGGAUGAGAAAAAGCAAGCACUUGUGGUGGUAUUAUCGCUCGAGGCGAGAGCGAGGGAUACAGCACUGGAAAUAUCCACGGAGGAUUUGAACAAGGAUGACUGUAUGGGAACUUUGAUCAGAGCACUGGAUUCUGUGUUUCUUAAAGAAGAGAAAGACUGUGCCUACGAGGCAUAUUCAAACUUGAACAGUGUUAACUAGAGACAUUUCGGUUGCAAUGACGGACUACAUCAUUGAUUUAGAACAGAGGUACAAUAGGAUGUGCAAGUACGACAUGGUUCUCCCAGGAUGCAGUGUUAAGCUUUCACGUUCCUAGAUACUGCCUGUCUGAAUGGUGGAGAGAAACAGUUUGCUUUGACUGCUUGUACUGUGCUGACUUUUGCGUCAAUGAAGCCGGCACUAAAAAAAGAUUUUGGGUGAAAAGAUGGCUGUCGUGCCAAUAACAGAUGGAAUGUGAGUGAGUGAGGUAUAAUACACUGAGCUGCAGAGCAAAGGCCCUAACAAGUCACGUUCUCAAGACAACCAGACGAGGGCGCCAUUGCCCUGCACAAAUCCACUGGACAGGUAUGGAGGAGAACAAAGUGUGCUAUUUGUCAAAGCAUUUACCAUUGGGUUAAAGACUGUCCUCAUAAAAACGAUCAUGUUAAACCAACAGAGGAAAACGAGAGCAGAGAGAGCAGUGUAACGCUGUUUUCAAAAGAAUCUGCUUCUGCUACUGAGGUCUCUAUAGUUGAGUCCUUUAGGAUCUGCUGUAAGUGAUACUGCAUGCACGCGCACAGUGUGUGGUGCUAAAUGGCUUGGUAGCUAUGUCAUUGAACCAAAUAUGAAAGAAGUACACAAUAAGAGAAUCAAGAUACCUGCAAAAAUUGGUCAGAUUAAGUGUCACAUCAUUGAAACAGAGGUGGUCCCUGCAGAUAUCCCCUUACUGAAUGAAUGAAUGGAAUUUUUUAUGAAAUGAAUGAACAUUUUUAUUUUUCGUGUCAAAUCUCAAGUUGGCAACCCCAUCCCUUAUGGGAUUAAUUGACACACAAACAAACAUUACAAUAAUUCACUGUGAUAAUUCAGUGGUGAUUGUUCUUACUACUCCCCUUGCUAUUAAGCAAGGCUUCCCUCAAGAAGGCAGAGGCUGUACUAGACAUUAGAAAUGACAAGGCGGUGAUGUUUAAACAACCAGUGACCCUUGAACUUACUACCUCAGGCCACUAUUGUGUAAACAUUUUAGACAAAGACAUUACACAGAGUCCAUGUGAAAAAUGAGAUUCUGAAGGACAGAACAUAUGGAUAUUCUGACAGUCACAGAGAACAUGACCACAGAGGAAAAACAUAAAGUAUUGUUUAAAUUUCACAAACAGUUUGGACAUGCUACAGUUGACAGACUUCAGAAAUAACUCAGUAGUUCUGGGAAUAAUGAUUAAUGAGAGUAUUUCCAUUCUACGGCAGAUAGUGAGCAGUUGUGAAAAAAAAAAAACAUUGUAAAGUGGUUGUACUUCUGGCUAUAAGGUGAAUGCACCAAUUUGUAAGUCGCUCUGGAUAAGAGCGUCUGCUAAAUGACGUAAAUGUAAAUGUUGUGAGACACGCCAGAAGCACAGCAAACCUAAGCCCAGACCAGCUGUUGGUUUGCCACUGGCUUCCAAGUACAAUGAAACAGUGGUUCUACACGAGCUAGGACUAAGUGUGUGGUACCUUCACGUAAUCCACCACUUCACGCGCUUCAGUGCUGGAAGCAUUGUGAAUACAAAGAAACACAGUGACAUCGUCAAGCACUUCAUUCAUUCCUGGAAAAGUGUGCAUGGCUCGCCCCAGAAAUUGUACAGUGACAAUGGAGGAGAAUUCAAUAAUGAGAGAAAUUGCAGAGAAAUUCAACAUGGAAGUAAAGACAACUGCUGCAUACAGUCCAUGGAGCAAUUGACUUCUGGAGAGACAUAAUCAAACACUCACAGAGAUCAUGCUGAAAGUGAAGCAAGACAAUGGAUUUGACUAGGAAAACAGCCCUAGAUUGGGCGCUGAUGGCAAAGAACUCGAUGCACAAUGUUCAUGGCUACAGCCCAUGCUUACUAGUGUUCGGACAGAACCCUAAUCUAACCUCUGUACUGGUUGACAAGCCACCAGCACUAGAAGGGACCAGUGUGAGAGCGUGGGUGGGACAGCACCUUUCAGCACCACACACAGCGAGAAAAGCGUUCACUGAAGCAGGGGUGUUCAGAGAGAAUUCGCAGCUUCGUCCCACAGAUGAGAAGUACGAGACUGGAAACAAAGUGUACUACAAAGGAGUUGACUGUCGAGUGGAAAGGACCGGGAGUCGUCAUUGGCCAAGAUGGUGUGGCGAUAUUGGUGAGGCCCGAAGGCACCAUUGUCAGGGUGCAUCACUCAAGAUUGUGGAAAGUAAAUGAUCAACAAGUUGGAGGGGCUGUUGCGGAGAGUCAGCCUCUCACCGAAAAGGACACAUUAAUAGGGACAAACCUAUCAGAUGUCUCAUCCACUGAUAUGGACACUGAAACUGACACAGGAAAUGGAGCAGAGACCUUCAACCAUGACACAGGUAAUAUUGUUGAGGGUUCAAAUGAGGAAAACGUUCAACAGCCACGUGUUAAACUGAAACCUAGUUGUUGUCAUUUGGAGUUAAGAGACCACACAGGCCACAGGUAGGGACCACAUAGAAUCCCUAAGCACAUCCCAAACCUAGAUUACAAACUACUACAGUGCUCUCAAAUCAAGCCUGCAAAUCAAGCCUGCAGCCCUGUAUGCCAUCUGAGAAUUUUGCAUCAUGGUGUUCCUGUUCCAUUCCUCUGAGGGUCUUCCCGGGUCUGUCCCCAGGCUCUGCGGGAGUAUACCAGUGAUGACAUGAAUGUGGCCCCAGGGGACCGGGUGUGGGUGAGAGGCUGGUUCCCCAUCCUCUUUGAGCUGUCCUGCAUCAUCAACCGCUGCAAGCUGGACAUCAGGACCAGGUAAAACAUCUGACCUCAGUUCUGCCUACAGGUAUUGACCCAUUUCCUGGCUGCGUCAUGAAAGGUUGCGCACGCCGUUCCGAAUCAGAACGCGGUUUGUUUUAAAUGGAAGUAAAUACGAUCACGUCCGACUUCAGAUGCAGCUUUGGCAAGUUAGCAAACACGUAAUCGGAUGGUUGUCUAUAACAUCGCAGAUGUAUUACCUAGCAAGCCAGUGAGGCAAUGUAAAAUAUCCCAAAUACAGUUAGAUAAAGCCAGAAGAAUAAUAUACUUGUUGAACAUGGCUAUAGCCAUCAGUCUUGUGUUUUCAUGGUCAUCACUCACUGCUAAGUUUGCCAUGGUUCCGACAUCCGUGUAUAGCUAGCUAUCUGCUACAAGUAUGUGCGCAUCAUUCGAACGUGACGUUUGCUUGAAAACCAAAAAAUGGCUAUAUAUGGCUGUAACCAACUUGGAUGCUUUGAGCCCAAUAGAUAUUCAUGUAUGAUUGUGUGUGUCUUUCUGUCACAGGGGUCUGACUGUGAUGUUUGAGAUUAUGAAGAGCUACGGACACACCUUUGAAAAGCACUGGUGGCACGACCUUUUCCGCAUCGUCUUCCGCAUCUUCGACAAUAUGAAGCUUCCUGAGCAGCAAACGGAGGUGAAUGGCUGUAGUUAUUGUCCUUACAUACAGUGCAUUCGGAAAGAAAUUGAGAACCCUUCACUAUUUUUCACAAUUUGUUACGUUACAGCUUUAUUCUAAAAUUGAUUAAUUUGUGAAAAUUGAUUGAGAUGUGUCGCGCUGCAUGAGGCAAAUGGUGGUCACACCAGAUACUGACUGGUUUUCUGAUCCACGUCCCUACCUUUUUUUUUUUUUUUUAAAGGUAUCUUUGACCAACAGAUGCAUAUCUGUAUUCCCAGUCAUGUGAAAUCCAUAGAUUAGGGCCUAAUAAUUUUUUUUCAAGUGACUGAUUUCCUUUUAUGAACUGUAACUAUAACUCUUUGAAAUUGUUGCAUUUUGCAUUCAUUUUUGCUGCUCAUCUAUGUACAUUUUGUGACUUCUUGUAGAAGCAUGAGUGGAUGACCACGACCUGUAACCAUGCCCUGUACGCUAUCUGUGACGUCUUCACCCAGUUCUAUGAGCCUCUUAGUGAGGUCCUGCUGGCUGACCUCUUUACUCAGCUGCAGUGGUGUGUCAGACAAGGUGGGUCCCUUCCUCUCAACACCGCUCACACACACACCCCUAACUAUUUAAAUUCAGGCUGUAUCUCAUGUAAUAUUAUAUGUGUAACAUUUGACCAGAAAUCUAAAGUUAGGUAAAGUAAUGGUGAAUGACACCACUAUUUUAUCUUCCCCUCCCACAGAUAAUGAGCAGUUGGCCCGGUCAGGGACUAACUGCCUGGAGAACCUGGUCAUCCUGAAUGGGGAGAAGUUUAGCCCGGAGGUGUGGAACGUCACCUGCUCCUGUAUGCUGGACAUCUUCCAGACCACCAGCCCACACGGGUGAGUUCUGCUGCCGGCCAGCCUGUCUGUCGCCUUGAUGUUCUCACAACUUGGGGCGGCAGGUAGCUUAGUGGUUAAGAGCGUUGUGCCAGUAACCGAAAGGUCGCUGGUUCUAAUCCCCGAGCCGACUAGGUGAAAAAUCUGUCGAUGUGCCCUUGAGCAAGGCACUUAACCCUAAUUGCUCCUGUAAGUCGCUCUGGAUAAGAGCGUCUGCUAAAUGACUAAAAUGUAAAUGUAAACUUUGCCAACCCAUCACCGUGAACCAGUUGCACGUAACAGUAAUAAUCUGUGUGUUUUAAAUAUUUCUUUGCAUACAUAAACAGAAAACACACUGUUAGAGAAGAUGAGGAUCUUUGUGUGCGUGCGUUACCAGUGCUGUCAGAUGUUGUGAGCAGAACUUGUCGCAUGCCGUGGUGACUCAUGAACACACGUGGCCAGCCAGAACACUGUAAACACUUACUCCCACAGACCACAUGACUGACGGUGUGCACAUUCUAUUUGCGCUUCUCAACAGCCUGUUGACGUGGCGACCGGCUGGUCAGGAAGAGGAGGCUGGCGAUGGGAAACACAUGGUGAGCAAACAAUAACAUUUCUGAACCCUCUGACAGAGUUCCCUUUGAGCCUGAUUAGACAGGGCAGCGAGUUGACUCUUCUAAAUUGAUCUGGUCCUGUUGUUUAUGUCAUGAGUUCUUUAAACAAACAUGCAGAUAGAGCUUUCUCAUCGCGUUGACUGUAUUUGUGUCUGUUUGUUUAAAGGAUGUAGAUUUUGACACCCAGUCCCAGAGCAGCUAUGACAGGGCCUUGUCAGAGAAAGGAGGGCAGAGCCAGAUAUCCACCGCCAGCGAUGAGACCUGGAAAGGGAAACCCCAUGCCAGUAAGCAACGGGUUACAGAAAUAUUUGGCCCUCGCCCCUCAAUUCACAUUUCUCUCUCUACCUCAUCAUCCUUCAUGUCAUGUUCCACUUUGCCACAUUUGACCUCAGUCUCUCGUUGGUCCCUGUCUAUCAAAUAAAAUCGUAUUAGUCGCGUACACAUAUUUUGCAGGUGCAUCGAAAUGCUUGUGUUUCUAGCUCCAACAGUGCAGUAAUAUCUAGCAAUACAAAACAAUACACACAAAUCCCAAAAAAGAAUUAAGAAAUAUCAGAACGAGUAAUGUCAUAGUCCGGAAUAAUGCAAGAAACGUUCUGAGCAAAUAAUUCAAAUAAAUACUGCAAAGUUGACUAGGAGCUAGAAACAGGCCGACCACAUCAUCUUCCUGAUGCCACUGUGCUCUGUGUCUGUGGCAGGGGUGGCAGACCAGAAGCUGUUUGCUGGGCUGCUCAUCAAGUGUGUAGUGCAGCUGGAGCUGAUCCAAACCAUUGACAACAUCGUCUUCUACCCGGCAACCAGCAAGAAGGAAGACGCAGACAAUAUGGCUGCCGCACAAGUUUAUCACAACGACCAUGUUUGUCCUUUUAUGAAUAUAAAAGUCAUGAUGCUUAUUAAACAUGUAGUUAAUUAUGGCUUUUGAUACAUAAACUUAGUAGUGUGUUUUGGGUGUACUGUAUGUUGCUGGGGGAUUGACCGAGGCUCUGUGCUGUAUCUCUCCCAGAGGGAUGCCCUGGAGGAAGGGGAGCAGGGCAUGUACAGACACCUCUCCUCCCAGCACCUCUUCAAGCUGCUGGACUGCCUGCUGGAGUCACACGCCUUCGCCAGAGAUUUCAACUCUAGCAACGAGCAGAGGACUGCACUCUGGAGAGCAGGUACACUCAACUGUCUGUCUCUCUCUGGUGGGUUUAGAUCAUCUAAUCUGCCAGUCUGUCAUAUAAGGAUGCUCUGUGUUGUCUGCCCCUCUCUGUGUGUCUCAGGAUUUAAGGGGAAGUCGAAGCCCAAUCUGCUGAAGCAGGAGACUAGCAGCCUGGCCUGUAGCCUGCGUAUUCUGUUUCGUAUGUACUGUGACCGGCAGCUGCAGGACUCCUGGCCUGACAUCCAGACACGCCUACUGCUGUGAGUGUCCCAGGGAGGGAAAGACUGGGGGGAUCAGGGUGUGAAAAACCUUGACAAUUGUAAAGCGACUUUGGGUCCUUGAAAAGCACUAUAUAAAGACCAUGUAUUAUUAUUAUUAUUAUUAGAAUUAAAUAUAUAAAAGCAUGUUUUCACACCAACGAUUUAGAGGCAGCAACCUGGGAAACCCCAAUGUGUUAAAUUCUCGGUAAAACUGGAUCCAGUUUUCUGUGUGACCUGAACAACAAGACUAACUUGAAUGUCAAUUUGAUUCCAUCAUGUCAUCCUUAGUGCUCUGGCUUCAUCCCUGCGUUGUCCAGCUGUAACAGGUUCUUCAGCAUUGGUUUGUGGGGGUGUUUCACUCCCAGCAGUGUGAUACGUGGUAAUGUUGGUCCUGUGUGUCCUGUCCUGUCCUCAGGGUGUGCAGCGAGGCCCUGGCCUAUUUCAUCAGCCUGACCUCAGAGAGCCACAGAGAGGCCUGGACCAACCUGCUCCUACUACUGCUCAGUAGGACCCUGCGACUGACCAACGAUAAGGUUACACACACACCUACAUCCACAUGGACUGAAAUAUUUGUGCGCGCACACACACUGACAACUGGGAUUUGCUUGCAGUGACAAGUGCUGCACAAGUGUGAUCUGUUUUUUUUAAGACUGUUUAUGUGAGCAAGUGUCUGCCAGCACCAUUUCAACUCUAUAUACCUCGCGUCAGUACGCGGUAUGAAAAGAAGUCUAUUUCCCCUGACGUCCAGCUGGCGUAACUAAUAGGUCAAAUGGUUUGAAUAACGAGCCGUAGGACAGCCCCUCAUAGGUCAAAUGGUUUGAAUAACGAGCCGUAGGACAGCCCCUCAUUUGCCUGAUUUCCCCGCAGGCAAUGAAUUUGACUUCUGUAGAGGAAGGACACUGAUUAUUUGACAGUUUUGUCUUUGUAAUGACAUUUGUAUGUAAAAGAGGCCAUCAGCUGUGUGCAGGCAGACCAGGGACUGCCCCUGGGGUCUUGGGCUACCUCUGCUACAUCAAGGAUCUCUGAAUUACACUCCAUUCAGUGCAGAUUUCCCCGUGUAGAGCGUACAGUCAGUUAUCUUUUAGCCUGGUUCAUUCUAAUUGAGAAUGAUAUUAAAGGUGAUUUGGGGAACAGAAGGAAGGACGCUUAGGUACCAACAAGUUCCUUUGCACAUACCAAUCAGAUAAACAGGAAGUGUGCAGCCUUGGGGGUUAUUUUGAAUUUGACUAAGAAAUGUUUCCUCUCCCCAAAUCCCACCUUCAGGUGUACGUAGUGGCUACUAAACAAACAACGUUGAUAUUCAACUUUGGCCAUAUUUCAAACAAAGCGUUUAGCAGCUUGUGUGUGCAUCUGUCUGUUUGAUGCUAAAAUAGCCUGUUCUAUGUACCGUUCUCUCCUCAGUUCAAGCCUCAUGCCUCCUGUUACUACCCUCACCUGUGUGAGAUGAUGCAGUUUGACCUGAUACCAGAGCUCCGUGCCGUCCUGCGCCACUUCUUCCUCCGCAUCGGCUCAGUCUUCCACAUCGCUGCUCCUGAGAUGGGCUAG